Messenger RNA from Anopheles marshallii, 2616 nucleotides. It is a transcript of the gene EloA, whose product is annotated as transcription elongation factor B polypeptide 3. NCBI's taxonomy places the organism in Eukaryota, Metazoa, Arthropoda, Insecta, Diptera, Culicidae. Gene Ontology annotation, biological process: transcription elongation by RNA polymerase II. The record is from RefSeq and is a predicted model, not a curated record. Bases 4 to 2616 code for a protein of 870 amino acids. Gene Ontology annotation, cellular component: nucleus; elongin complex. The transcript has 5 exons.
AAAAUGUCGUCGAUUGUGGAUAUCAUCAAUCACUACCAGGCCAGCAUCAACAAGUCGUUAAAUGACACGGCCAGGAUUGUACACUGCAUCGGGAAGCUGUACAAGCUACCAAUCUCCGUUCGACAUCUGCAAGAUACCGGCAUUGGACGUACGGUCAACAGUCUCCGGAAGUACGACGGUGAGGUGGGCAUUGCGGCCAAAGCACUCGUUACUAAGUGGAAAGCGAUGGUAGCUGCGGAAGAAUCGGAUGACAAUACUGCGAACGCAGGCACACACGGAGAAGGUGCGGACUCUGAAGGACGUCAGAAUGAGGAUGGUCAACAACGGAGCGACAUGAGUGAUCAGGAAGAAGACGGUCAUAAUCGUUCGUUGGCUGAUGAUGACGAUGAAGAUGACGAUGACGACGAAGACGACGACGACGACGAUCGGGGAUCACAUCACAAUACCGAUCAGGAUGAUUCCUAUGGUGAGCCACAGCUCCGCGUUUCAGAGGAAUUUGGCGCUGAAGCAGAAGGUAACGACAGCAAUAGCGAUGGAGAAGAAUCGGAUGAGCGAACGGAUCAGCCAGAAGUUCACUAUGUGAUGCAUCAUCGUGUAAUGGAACCGGAACCUCAGUUAAGUUCGGAAGAUAGAGCAACAUCCAGUCAGUGGAGUGGCCAUCACAGUGGUGCUGCCAGUAAGCGACAUUCUAACGAUAGUUCACGAAAUCAACAUCACACGUCCACUUCCAAAGCAUCCAGCAGCUCUAGCAGUGGACAGAAACAUAAGAAUGAUGAUAGAAGCGAUAGGGGCGAUAAAAGAAAGAAUGAUGGAGGUGACCACCAUCGACACUCAUCAAGUAGAGGGGAGUCAAAAUCUCACAAGUCCUCCUCCUCCAAGACGGACCAUCAUGGAUCGGCAAAAAAAUCAUCAUCGCACGGUGACGGUGACCGACACAAAGAUCGCAGUUCCUCAAAGCAUCACAGCACCAGCAACACAAACGAUCAUGGUACCGGUAGUAGCAGUAAUAAUAGCAGUAGUAGUCACGCACGGAAAGAUUCUAGUCAUAAAGAAGACCGACAUCGGUCAAAGGAGAAGCGCAGCGCAGAUGGUAGUUCGAAAAGGCACGCAUCGGAAGAAAACUAUGCCGAUAUGGAUGCGGCGUCCUCAUCGAAACGAUCUCGCAAAGAGCAUCGAACCGAUCAUGUCAGUGCAAAUAGCACUAUGCAGGGGAAUUCAUCAUCAUCGCCACAUGCAUCAGCUUCUACCUCAUCAUCACAUUCAAAGAAGGAAAAAUCAAAGGGACAUUCAUCUGGAUCAUAUUCCUCCUCUUCCAAGCGGCAUCACGAUAAAUCGGAAUCAUCACGGGAAAGAUCGGAGGAAACUAAGUCAAAAUCGAGACGGAAAGAUAAGUCUCGGUUGUCGCCGGCAUCAAACCAAGAGCACAACAAUGACGAUUCCCUCGGUGAGGAUGGUAACGAUGGACUUGACUGUUCCGGGGGGGCUAGCUUUGCGGAUGCACUUGCCAUGAUCGGUAUGCCUUCGGGAUCGAAGAAAAAACCGUCCGGUAGUAACAAGGAAAAGGUGAAAGUGACCGUAAUGAAAUCUUCCCCCGCUUCCACAUCGUCGAAUCAUCGAGAUAGUGACACGUCCUACUCGAGAAGUAAACAAGAGCAUGCAAGAGUAUCCUCUUCCUCCUCAUCUACAUCUGGUGCGCGUAACGGGGGUUUACCGACGGCUUCGGAGCUUCUUUCACAGAAUGUCAAACUGGAACCGCUUCCCGAGGCUUCGGAAAUCGUGGAAUCGCUUCCAAUGAUUUCGCCCCACUAUCGUCCGAUGCCUCUGAAUCAGACCGUGAUGGAGUGUGUGUUUUUGGGUGGACAGAGCGGUCGCGGUAAAGGUCGUCCCCUGACCGAAGAAGAGGCCCUCGGUCAGAGCAUGCAGUCCAAAAAUAUGCGUACGAAGGUUUAUUCCGGACAGAAGACGAACGCGAAAGGUGUAAUACCAACGUUGUACGAGCUGUGCAUUCGUUUGCUGCAGGAUCACGUCUAUGAGAUAGGCGCGACAGGUGGUAUACCGUUUUACAUCCUGAAACCGGUGCUUGAAAAAGCAAAUCCGACCCAACUACUUCACCUAGAGCACUUUAAUCCGCACUUUGUCGAAGAUAGCGAUGUCCUAUGGGAGCUACACUGCAAGCGCACGUUCCGAUCAAAACAACGUAACGAGGAGGAGCUGGAAACGUGGCGUGAAAUGUUUCUGCGCUGCUCCGAGGAACGCGACGCGAAGCUGAGAAGUCUUACGCAGAACAUCAAGCUUUCACAAGAACAGGCGGCGGCUCCGAUUCGCAAAACGCAACUAGCGUACGUCGAUUCCGCCGUCAAACCACCGCGAAGUGUGAUUAGCAAACAGGUCAAAUACGGCACGGCCCGAGCACCGGUUGUUUCUCCGGCGGCACGUGUAGCUGCCCUUAAGGCGGGUAACGUAACACAAGCCGGUGAUGCACGGCUACGAGUAGCGGCCGGUGCGCGCGAUAAUGCUCAAGCCCAAGUUUUCCAACCGACGAAACCGCGCAAGGCUCCAAUGAUGGCCAAAGUGUUGUCCUCGAUGAAGGGCUUCAAAACCAGCUUCCGCCGUUAG